CCGCACAUCGAUAUCUUAAAUAAGUCAGUUAACUGAAGUGUGGGAAAUCAAUGCAAAUGAUGCAUUUCCUUGCACAAAAUUAAACAGAUUUCUACAUCCAUAAUCCAAUUGUCCAAUUACCAGUAAUCCAACUAGUGUUAUCUGUAUCUGAAAUUUCCAAUCAAACAACUUCUCCACUUUGACACAUAACACGAAAACUACAUUUCCUCAUUUCGACCACAAGAGAAAUGGAUUGAAACUCAUGACUAUAACAUUAUGACAGGUGAAAUUAUUGUCAACAAAUCAAUGAAGACGUACAAAUCUACUCCAAUCCAUUCAUUCAUGUUCUCGAUUCACUUCAUCCAUGUAUAUAAAUACACACACAUGACGUUGAACAGUCGUCAUAAUUGUACACCAACAAUGAACUCAAUCAAGGUACUCUUCAUUUGCAUGUGUUUAUACACGAUAGUAAAAGUGAUCGAAGCUGAUACAGAGGAUAAGGCCAGUGCAAUACAAGGUGAAGCGUCAGAGAAGAUUGCCAAACCCACUAGGAAGCAUUCCAAACUAGGAAGAUCAUUAGGAAGGGAUAAGAAGAUAUUGUCAACAAAGCUACCAGAUGGAGCGGUCAAAGUUGAGAAGCCGAAACCUGAACAGAGUGGAAUCAUACUGGACCUGAUCGCUGGACUGCUUUAGGAUGCAUGAUGAAGGAAUA
Messenger RNA from Schistosoma rodhaini, 691 nucleotides. The record is from the annotation of a GenBank genome assembly. NCBI's taxonomy places the organism in Eukaryota, Metazoa, Platyhelminthes, Trematoda, Strigeidida, Schistosomatidae.